GUAGGAUGAACACGGCUGGGCUAGCAAUCUUAGUAAGAAUGGGCAACUGUUUGUGUGCGAAGGAAACUGUCAAAGUCAAUGACCGACAAUAUUAUGUUAGAGGAUCGUUGGGAGAAGGAGGCUUCAGUACAGUUGAUCUAGUAGAAGAUGCAACAACGCAUAAGCUGUAUGCGCUCAAACGUAUUACUUGUCAUGCACAGUCUGAUCAAAAGAUAGCCUUAGCAGAAGUGGAAUAUCAUAAAGCUCUCUCCCAUCCAAAUAUUGUAGAAUGUGUAAAUUCUGAUUUAGUUGGUGUACCAGAUCUGAUGGGAAACAGAACGUCACAGGUACUCAUAAUUCUUCCUUACUGUCAGCGUGGAACGCUUCAUGAUGAAUUAAUGAACAGAGAAAAGGCAGGAACUCCCUUAGAUGAGGUGAUGGUACUAUCCAUUUUCCGAGGAAUUUGUGAGGCUGUCCAGUGUAUGCAUUCUGCCAAGCCACACGCUCUUGCUCAUCGGGAUAUAAAAACUUCUAAUGUUCUUCUAAAGGAAGAUCUCACUCCAUUGUUGAUGGACUUGGGGUCUGUAGCUAAGGCACGGGUUGAGGUGAAUGGGAGUUCAGAAGCUCGUAAACUACAGGAUGAAGCAGCUGAAAAGAGCUCCAUGCCUUACCGGCCUCCAGAACUUUUUAAUGUAGAAUCUUUUUGUCAUAUUGAUGAAAGAACAGAUGUUUGGUCUUUAGGAUGCCUCUUGUAUGCACUGUGCUUUUACAAAUCUCCCUUUGAUGCUGUUUAUGAGCGAGGUGAUAGUGUGGCCCUAGCUGUUGUCAGUGGUAAUAUUAAAUUCCCAGAUACACACAUUUAUUCUGAGGAACUCACAGAAUUGAUCAAAAACAUCUUGAAAGUUAAUCCAGAGGAAAGGCCAUAUGUUGAUUGGAUAAUCAAUACAGUGGAUCAGCUUAUUAAUAGAUCUUCUGGUGCUGUAUAAUGAAAAAGGAAAAUUUAACUGUAUUUUUCAUAUUUUAUUUAUAUUCUAUUUUUGAAAUAUUGUUAACUAUUUUUAGCUGAAGUAUAAUAAAACUUAUUAAUUUCAAUAUUGUUAUUCUCAAUAUUUAAUUUCUCAGAAGACUUAUUUUAUAUGCUCUUAAGAGGCUUUUAAUGAUUUACAGUUUAGUUGAAGGUUAUGACAGGAAAUAUUUAUAGAUCUCACAAGGUUGUAAUUAUAUAGGGUAUUUUGUAGGGUGAAUUAGCAUAGAGUAUAUUAUACAGAGAAGCUAUGACUUUCAUGGGGAGUUACAUUUUUGCCAUGUGGAUGUUAUUUUUUGUUAUGUAGUACAUUCCAAUGAUGUUAAAAGUUAAAGUUAUAAGAAAGGUGUUCUAUUGAAUAUAUAUUGCUUUUAGUUGGAAUAAUAAUUUACAAACUACUACUUAAGUAGAUAGUAGUCUUGAAAUUGUGGAGAAAAUCAUUAAUGUACCCAAGCAGAAUGUUGGGAGUUAGCAACAAAGUAUAAAAUUAUUAGUUUGUGAAUUUUCUAUUGUUUAUUAAUCAUUCUUUGGUUUGCUAUGAAAAAAAAAAAAUUUUGAGUAUGAGGAAAAUUAAGGCAUUUUUAGAUAUUUUAUCUCUUCUUUAUUGUAGAUUACCCACUCUGAAAAGCAAAACACAAUUCUCAAGCUGCUUGAAAUUAAUUGCUCAUAUCCUCGAAAUUGCGGUUUUAUUACAGUUAUUGUAGUUCAGUGGUGAACCUUGAUUGGUAUCGUAAACAUGUCACAACUUAUUAAAUACAGUAUGUAUCAGGGGAUUGGACUCAACUCUAUGCCAGGCAAACUCAAUGCCAACAUAUAAAAGAAUUGUAUGAACAUGUAAAGAGAGAGAGAGAAAAAAAAACUAAUUUGGAAAGACAUAUGAAAGAUUUUAUUAUAUUUUUAAACUAUGGAGUGCAUAUAAAGUCUUCCGACUUGUGGGAGUUUCCAUAUCAAAUUCAACUUGCAACAUGUUAUUCAUUCCUUUCAGCAAUUUGAUUUUAUCCAACAAGUAUUUGAUAAUACUAUAAGUUCCACAUGUCUGGAGAUACAAGAGGAUGUUAUUUUCUCAAGUUCCUAUUUAAAAAGCCUUAACUUUUUGAGAUUCUGACAAUUAUAAAAUAAUGUUGUGUAAAUUUUAUCCCUUGACAUUCUGAUGUCAUCCAUAAAAUUUUUUUUUUUAAAUCUUGGUGUUAUGCAAUAUUUGGAUUAUUUCUGGCGGUGCUAAGAGAUGGUUUAACUCCAUCACCUCCAAAUUAGGGGCCAUAGCAAGAGAAUAAUUGCUAAACAACUUAUAAAAGGCAAUAGCAAAUAAAUUUAUUGUGCUUUCUAUGUAAAAAAUUUAUAUGCUUAAAACAGCUUGUCUUUGAGUUUUAAAUUGAUAAUCACUACAUAGUUUAACAAUUACUCAGCUUCUGAGUGAGGGGGAAAUCAGCAGUGUUUAAAGAAAACUUAGUCAGUAGGCUCAUCAAAUAUUUGUCAACUUGGUAAACUGUGAUAUGCAAGGUACUUACAGCAAUAAUGACUAAACAGUGCACAAAUCUAUACAAGUACAACUUCAAAAAUAGCAUCCUUAUCAGAGAGAGAGAUAGAGAGCGAGAGGGGGGGAGGGUGGGUAGUUUUAACUACUUUCUAUUUAACAUGGCAUACUGUGCAGUGCAUUAUUAUUUAAUAAACAAUUUUCCAUUAGCUGCCACUUUUCAAUCAUGAAGCUUGGGAUGUUACCACAUUUUAUGACUACUUUUUGUUGACAUGUUCUUACCCUAUUGUUCAUUAAAUGUUAUUUAUUUUGCAUAAAAUUAUACAGAAUACUUAUUGAUGGUCUAUACAUAGGUUUCCUUUACAUUAGGAAUAGUUGCUCAUUUUAUGCCAUUUGACUUUUGAUUUCUUUUUGUACUACUGUGUUCCAUUUCUAUAACUAUUUCAUCCUUCCUCUGAAGGUGUAAUCAUCUAUGUAGACUGAGCUGACUUGGCAUCAAAUUUGCCUGGCAUAAGUAUCAGACCGGCCUUAGAGUUGGCUGCAUGUAAUUAACUGCAGAGUUGACCAGAUGAAUUAUAGAAAAUAGUGUCAGAUGUUCUGUACACUAACCAUAUAUCUUAUGAGGGUUAUACUUAUAAGUCUAUACCAAAAUAAUCAAUGAAUUAUAAUUGUACAAAAUCUUGAUAUGCAUCUUCUCUUAUAGAGUAUAAAUAUAGUAAUAUUAUAAUAUAUAGUAUAAAUAUAACAUAGUAUAAUACAAAAUUCAUUUAUAAAGUAAUUAUUGUAAAACCAGUGUUGAACUUUUUUUAUGACAAGACAUUGUGUAGUACUUCAGUAGUCUUCUAUCUUUUAUGAAAUUUAAUGCAAGUUUUCAGUGUAGAGUAGCUCUUAAACGAUGACUUUGUAUUUCCAGGUCUAGAAUGACUAAAUUGCAAAUACAAUGCAUUACAAAAAAGUGAAACUGUCGGUAAGAUGGCAAAUAUGUGAAGUAAAUGGAGAGACAUUGGUUAUUAUUUAUGUUCAGCCAUAAAAAGUCACAUCUAUAUUAUAUAAAUUUACACAAAAUUUAGUUUAAUAGUUUUGGUUUGCUGGUAGAAGUUUAAGAUGGAGUUGACCAUUUAUCACAAUCAUCAUCCACGAAAGUAAAACAUACAUUAAAGAAAGGCGAUUCAUUGCUAAAUGGUAAAUUGUGGGUCAUAUAAAUUAAGGAUUUGAACAGUCUUAAAAUUAAGAGAUUUGAUUUCAUAGGAUAUUCCAGUUGUAUUUCAAAAGUCAAAUUUGCCAUGAUGCUAUACAUAAUUAAGUAGAAAAUCAAAUUAGGUUAGGCUAUUUAGAAUUGUAAGUAUGAUUAUUUUGAUUGCAGUAAUUUGAUAUAAUUAUAUUGUUAAUGGGAUAAAAUUUGAGUAUAUUUUAUAUGGUUAUUAGGAGUGAAAAACCACUAAAAAUGUUUAUUUUCAGUCCUAUGUAUCCUCUUGUAUAAUUAAACAAAGUUAUGUCACCAACCAACCAACCAAGAAUUAGAUCAAACAAGAUAUAGAUUAUUGUAGUACUUAUUUAAAGAUUUAUUAUUUACCCUUUAAAUUUCUAUUUGCUACCAGGUAAGUGGUAGGUUUUAAUUAUAUUUGUGAUUUGUAAGGCAUUUAGUAUGUAACUAAUACUUGAAGGAAUGGAUCUUCAGUGCCUUUUUAAUAUCUGAUGGAGAAAGACUUAACAUUAUUUUACAUCCCUUAGAAACAAAGACCAUUAUCUUCCUUAUUAAAUACAAAAAGACGUGAAAUGUGAUGUUAUUUCAAUAUAUGAGGUUAUGAAAAUUUUUAAAUAAUUUUGUAUAGUUAGCAAAUCAUAGCCAAGAUGACCUCAAACACAAAUCACACUCCAACAAUGAGAAAAAUUCUUUGACUAAUUUCAAUCUGGAAAAUAUUCUAACACUUUCUUUAUAAAUAAUAAAGCAUAUAUAUUGAUA
Macrobrachium nipponense is the source of this 4440-nucleotide messenger RNA. Its product is annotated as serine/threonine-protein kinase 16-like. NCBI's taxonomy places the organism in Eukaryota, Metazoa, Arthropoda, Malacostraca, Decapoda, Palaemonidae. Gene Ontology annotation, biological process: protein phosphorylation. Gene Ontology annotation, molecular function: protein serine/threonine kinase activity; ATP binding. The record is from RefSeq and is a predicted model, not a curated record. Gene Ontology annotation, cellular component: cytoplasm; Golgi apparatus.